UGAUGACGAGCUACCUUCAUGGGGAAGUAAGUGUGUGUUGAGCACACAGGGAAGGCACACAAGCGCUCUCCUCACAAAAUUUUACAAAUGCAACUGAUCAGAAGAGGAAAAUGUGUGUCUAUUCUCUUUUGUUAAUCUGGAGGAACUGGCUUUCACCUCAACAGGUAUGUAAAGAAAGCGCCGGCGGAUCAGGAGCCGCUACAGUCGAUGAUGUCAGACAGGCGGGAGGAAAGGCAAAACAGCCCUGAGGGACAGACAGACCUCCAACGCCAAAACACAGGAAAAAAAGUGGGGGCAAAGACAGCUGUUACAACAUGAUGCAGUGUGUGGCUGCCGGGCAUGACAUUGUAGCUCUGGCCAACCUACGCCCUGCACACAAAGAUGAGUUGGACAGUUACAUGUACCAAACAGUGGGCCACCAGGCCAUAGAACUGUACGCUGAGGCCAUGGACUUGCCCCUUUACCGACGCACUAUCCAGGGCUCCAGCUUGAACACUGGCAGAGACUAUCAGGAGACGGAGGGGGAUGAGGUGGAGGAUCUUUAUCAGCUGCUAAGCCUUGUCAAGGAAAAGGAGGGUGUCGACGCGGUGUCUGCGGGGGCCAUUCUCUCUGAUUACCAGAGGGUCCGUCUUGAAAAUGUGUGUUUGCGUCUUGGUUUGCAGUCUCUGGCCUACCUGUGGCGGCGAGACCAGGAGUCGCUGCUCUCCGAGAUGAUAUCAUCUGACGUCCACGCCAUCCUCAUCAAAGUCGCCGCCUUAGGCCUGGACCCCGACAAGCAUCUGGGAAAAUCUCUGGCCGACAUGGCACCACACCUGAAACAGCUCUCCCAGAAGUACGGCGUCCAUAUUUGCGGAGAAGGAGGAGAAUAUGAAACCUUUACCCUCGAUUGCCCCCUCUUCAAAAAGAGGCUCGUCAUCGAUUCGUCCGAGACGACCAUCCACUCGGCCGACGCGUUCGCGCCGGUCGGCUACCUGCGCUUAACCGCCAUGCGCACAGAAAGCAAAGACAGAGAUGCGGUGGCGCGAGAUGUGGCCCGCGCUCGUUGUCCUUGCCAGAGCGCCAUUGACAAGAUGACGGAGGAGGCGGAAUAUGCUGAUGGAGCUGGAGACGACCACCCUCACCGGCGACAAUUUACAUCAGACGCUGACCUUAGUUGUCAGCAAGGCUACGCACUCCCCGCAGAUGCGCCUCCGUCCUGUUCUUCCAGAACUUCUCAGGGUUACCAGUGGAUUUCUGGCAUCGACGGCCUGCAAAGCCAAGACUCCGGGAUCCAGGGCCAGACUGCAGCGGCUUUUGCACUCUUGAGAAGUCAGCUGGAUGCCAGAGGCUGGAACAUGAAGGACAUUGUCCUCGUCCACCUUUACGUGAACAACAUGGACGACUUUGGUCCCCUCAAUUCCGUGUAUAAGAACCACUUUUCCACCAACCCUCCUGCCAGGGUGUGCGUCCAGGCCUCGCUGCCCGCUGGCCAUCUUCUUCGGAUGGACUGUCUCCUCCAUAAGUGGAGCGAGCCGGCCGCGGAGGGUUGCUUUCAUCGGAGGGAAGCGCUCCACGUGCAGAGUUUAUCUCACUGGGCCCCGGCCAACAUCGGCCCAUACAGUCAAGCCCUUAGGGUCGAUGGCGCCGUGUUCUGCGCAGGCCAAAUCGCACUGGUCCCCUGCACCAUGCAGCUGGUGAAGGCAGGCACCAGCACGCAAGCCAGUUUGGCAUUUAGCCACGCACAGAAAGUUCUGGAGGCCACCAUCGGCAAUUUGACUCUGGCCCAUGCGGUCCAGGCCCACUGUUACGCCACCAGAAGCCAAGAUGUCGCCAUCAUCCGGGCCGCAUGGAAACGCGCGCUGGAGGUUGAGGAUGAAGACCAGGAGUUUUUUACUGGGCCUGAACGCCAAGCUCCUCCAUUAGUGGUGGCAAUUGUGCCCGCUUUACCCAAAGAUGCCGCCAUCGAGAUCCACGUCACAGCCAUCCAGGAUGACCCCAGCCAAAGGACGUCCUGUCACGUGACCACAACUUUGCGGCACUGCAGCAUCGAGUGCCGAGUUGUAACGUCUGCCGACCGAAGCGCCGCCUCGCUGUCCCUGCGCCUGACCGUGACUGAUCCCGGGGUCGUGCAGGACGCAAGGGAGGUCACGGAUGCGAUCUGCGCCGCGUUGGGAAAAGCCCUCAAGGAGACGGAGGCUGAGCUGGUCCCGCUCUGUGCCCGAGUGUUCUACAAGUGCCACAACACGCUGGCGAAGCAAGUCACUGAAGGUCUCCAAGACGCUUUGAAAAAACUCCUCAGGGACUCCAGUCCAUCCGUGGCCCCGGUUCCAGUACUGGACUUGGCUGAUUCCGACAUCCUCCUCCUGUCCUGCUGGCUCAGCUCUUAGAACCAGAACCAGGAUCAGGUCUAUUCAAAACCUCAAUGUGUUUCCAAAGGGAUGAUAGUAGUUUUGGGGCCAGACGUUUUGGGACAGUGACGGAUGUUGGGGAUUUUGAUCUUUGUGUCAUAAAGAGGGUUGGAAUUCAUUCUGGAGGUUUUUGCAAAAAAGAAAAGUCAUUCUUGUAGUCUGUGGAGAUAAAGACCUGACAAACCGUCUUCUAAUACCCUUUUUGUUCAGGUAGCACCAGACCUAACAACACCUUUGCUGUCAUAGUAAAGCAACCGAUUUAGCGCUCUUUAGGUGACCACGUGCCUCCCUCUUGUGUUCCACGGGACUGGAGAUGUGUUAUUAUUGUGUAAUAGGCAAUCAGGAGCAGGCACCCGAAAAGAUUAAGCCUCUUUAUGUUUUCCAUUGAUUCCAAGGCAGCCUGGUUAAUAGGAGAGGGACUUCAGCUCACAUCGCUGCAGGCAAGGAAUUAAGCCUGAGUGCGUGCGAAGAAAAUAACACUAUUAACGCUCCUGGAACAUUUCUUUUCUCAAAGAUCAUGAACGUAUUGAUGAACCCGAGUUAGAAUGUAUCUUCACUCCGCCGAUUCUAUCCUCAACGCCCCCCGAGACGACGGCGGCGGGAUGCGGCCUUACCGAUCGAUCGUCAACCCGCCCCACCGUUGUUUUGAUUGUUGCUAUCAAAAAUUGAACAAUGGAGCCUGAAGAUUUUUUUUCUUUAUUGCAGGAUGAACAACACAAACAAGCAAUUAUUUAUGAGCGAGCAAGCUAAUGUUCUAUCAAGUGUGUACCUGUUUAUUAUUUAAGGGGGAGUUGUCUAGAAAUAGAUUUUCUUAAUCAUACAACUGUCACAUCAUGCAUGUAUGCAAGUAAAAUCCAUCAUCGACAGUCUCUA
Syngnathus typhle (broad-nosed pipefish) is the source of this 3260-nucleotide messenger RNA. RefSeq names its product diphthamine biosynthesis 6 (gene dph6). Lineage: Eukaryota; Metazoa; Chordata; Actinopteri; Syngnathiformes; Syngnathidae. The coding region runs from base 315 to 2366 and encodes 683 amino acids. Gene Ontology annotation, biological process: protein histidyl modification to diphthamide. The transcript has 17 exons. Gene Ontology annotation, molecular function: diphthine-ammonia ligase activity. The record is from RefSeq and is a predicted model, not a curated record.